Meira miltonrushii is the source of this 2002-nucleotide messenger RNA. RefSeq lists its product as uncharacterized. Lineage: Eukaryota; Fungi; Basidiomycota; Exobasidiomycetes; Exobasidiales; Brachybasidiaceae. Bases 458 to 1588 code for a protein of 376 amino acids. The record is from RefSeq and is a predicted model, not a curated record. The transcript has a single exon.
CAAGCAAACACUGAACUCCUGCACGCCCAAACAAAAAAACACCUAUUUUAUUCUAUUUGGAAGACUUGCCGCUGCACACACUGACUUGCUGUUGUCUAAAUUUAAAACAAGAAUCAACACUUUACCGAACCUUGUACCCUGUUCUAAAGGGCUGUGUUGACAGUCUUUUAAACCCAAAGUCAAAUCUUAUACGCCACCGUCAUCUAACCCAUUUGUAUUCACUCCUUUCUUUUUCUUUGCUUUUCUUACUUCCACCAUCACCUACCUUUUGAUUUUGUCAAUCGUCAACCAAACGACUUUUAAGUGACAAAUCAUUCUGAAAAUAAACAUUCGUGUUCAUUUUUAAUCCUUUUCAAGUUUCUCAUUCUCGCCUUUUAUCAAGACAAGUUUGUUUUGCUUGACCUCAUCAUUCCUCUUGCUCAUCCUUCUCUUCUUCUCUCAUAACAAAAUAAUCACAAUGCAACUUACAUCUCUUCUAGUCGUUGUUGCCGCCGUUUUCGGCAUGGCUUCCGCUCAAAGCACACCACCCAAGUUCAACUUUGGAACAGCCAACCCAAACAUGAUCGGUGUCAAAGCCCGUAACAAGCUCGGUCCCACAAACCCUGCAAUGCCUUCUUUGGGAACCCCAAUCAACCAAACAUCAGUAGCUCGUUUGCUUUCUAUCAACAGUGUUGACGAUUGGUGCACUUUCUCUUCUCCUGACGGAAAGCCAAUUGCAGACACUGAAUCAUACACUGUCGCUUACUGCACAAAAGCACGUAACAACGCUCGUGUCAUUCCCGAUGGUACAGUCACAGCUGCUCACUUUGUCAAGACACCCCUAUACGUCCAAUUGAUGGCCUUGGGUGACUUCACAAAGAUUGGUAUCCAAGCUGGUGACGAAGGAGGUGAAUUGGACCCACACGGUGCUACAAACAUGGGUAACCCAAUCGGUGGUAACGUUACCUCAAACGUUUCCGGUCAAGAUGUCUUCUACGAAGAAUGGAUGAACUACGUUUCCUACCAACAAGUUUGUGUCCGUGUUUGCAUUGCCGGAUCCGAAAUCGCCCCUACUCCUCUUGAAUGCCAACACACUUUGGACGAAAUGGGAUGCAACUGGGUUAUGCCAGGUGAUUACUCUGACAACAGUUUCGACACUUGCGAAGGUGACUCUGCAUACCCACCAGGAUUGUACCCCCAAGGAAACGGUCAAACAUCCACUUUCCAACAAUACUACUCUUCCGUUUACACUGCACCAAACGGUGGAGGUGUGCAAACAUUCGUCAACGGUUCUCCCACCGAAUCAACACCAUCAGCAGCAUACUCUUUGCCAGCAACAUCUCAAUGCACAACCACCUCAACCAUUGCAAACGGCAUCAAAGAAAUCUUGCCAUCUGGUUCUUCCUCUGCACCAGGUGGAAUGUCAACUAAGACAUCUGGAUCAUCCGGAUCAUCAGAAUCAGGUGGCUCAUCAGGAUCAUCGUCCAACCCAUCUUCCAACGCUUCCAGUGGUGGUAAAUCAAGCGGUGCCGCAUACUUGCACGCCCCUACCAUCAUGGCCGGAACAUUGGUUGCUUUCGUUGCCGGUGCUGCCGCUUUCUUGGGUUAAAGGGAUAGCAUUUUUGUGUUCGCAAUCUAAAGGCAAGAACAUCGUUUUGUUGCAAUGAUAUCAUUAUGACGCGGAGAGAGUUACUCUUCAUCACCAUUCAAAAAUAGACAGCGUUUACUUUGAUUUAUUGUGGCAGACGGAUAACAUUGUCCUCUUGGAUUACAAAACACACACAAGGUUAUCUUUCAUAAUCCAUGGGAUCCAGACUCACAGAACAAUGCUUUUUGCCAUCAUUUCACCUGCCCCUGCACGAUUUUGGAUUUUUCGUCUUCUGAUGUUCUCCAGUACAAAUCAUUCCAAAGUUCCAUCUCAAGCUAUACUUCUAUUAAUUACUCUUUUUUGUUUAUAUCACAGAAUCUCAAACUGCAUUCGUACUCAUAUUUUCAUACAUACAUUUCAUUCUUUGUUGACGCA